AUGUUGCGGUCUCCUAGAAAACAGGAGCCAGCAGACAGGGCGUGCUGCCAGCAGGAGACAGCAGACAGGGCCUGCUGGCAGCAGGAGCCAGCAGACAGGGCGUGCUGCCAGCAGGAGACAGCAGACAGGGCGUGCUGGCAGCAGGAGCCAGCAGACAGGGCGUGCUGCCAGCAGGAGACAGCAGACAGGGCCUGCUGGCAGCAGGAGACAGCAGACAGGGCGUGCUGCCAGCAGGAGACAGCAGACAGGGCGUGCUGGCAGCAGGAGACAGCAGACAGGGCGUGCUGGCAGCAGGAGCCAGCAGACAGGGCCUGCUGGCAGCAGGAGACAGAAGACAGGGCCUGCUGGCAGCAGGAGACAGCAGACAGGGCGUGCUGGCAGCAGGAGACAGCAGACAGGGCGUGCUGCCAGCAGGAGACAGCAGACAGGGCGUGCUGCCAGCAGGAGACCAGCAGACAGGGCGUGCUGCCAGCAGGAGACAGCAGACAACGUGCUUGCAGCAGGAGGAGCCAGCAGACAGGGCGUGCUGGCAGCAGGAGACAGCAGACAGGGCGUGCUGGCAGCAGGAGACCAGCAGACAGGGCGUGCUGGCAGCAGGAGCCAGCAGACAGGGCGUGCUGCCAGCAGGAGACAGCAGACAACGUGCUUGCAGCAGGAGGAGCCAGCAGACAGGGCGUGCUGGCAGCAGGAGCAUUCAUUCCACCUUCUCUUCACUCUCUCCUCUCCACACCUGUGAAAUAA
This is a messenger RNA of Scylla paramamosain (green mud crab), 741 nucleotides long. RefSeq names its product keratin-associated protein 10-4-like. The coding region runs from base 1 to 741 and encodes 246 amino acids. The record is from RefSeq and is a predicted model, not a curated record. The transcript has 3 exons. NCBI's taxonomy places the organism in Eukaryota, Metazoa, Arthropoda, Malacostraca, Decapoda, Portunidae.